Molecule: messenger RNA, 3534 nt
Organism: Tachyglossus aculeatus (Australian echidna)
Lineage: Eukaryota; Metazoa; Chordata; Mammalia; Monotremata; Tachyglossidae
Gene: RBFOX1
Product: RNA binding fox-1 homolog 1
Exons: 19
Coding region: 87-1637 (516 amino acids)
Biological process (GO): regulation of alternative mRNA splicing, via spliceosome; nervous system development
Cellular component (GO): cytoplasm; nucleus
Molecular function (GO): mRNA binding
Source: RefSeq, a predicted model, not a curated record
GCCCUCAGAAUCCAAAUCUCCAACAGAGAGGCUGCUUCACCGGGGAAAACUGGAAAAAAAGAAAUAGUGGAAGGGCCUUUCGAGACAUGGCGGGCCCCUCCGGCAGCCCGGAGGACGCGGAGAAGCAGCGAGGCGGGGAUGGCAAGGUGAAGAGGGACGAGGACGAUGCCCAACCUGAGGGGAAGAGGCUGAAGCUGGGCAAGGAGGGAGGAAGCGGCAGAAAGGAAGGAGAAGACAUGCCUUGCCCGGCCAGGGAAGAGACCAGGACCCAAGCAGGUGGUGAAGGAAGAAGUGACUGUAAAUCUGAUAUUGCAGCUCUCACUUCCAGUGCCAAGAACAGUCCUCAAGGUCCAGUUCUGACAACACAGGCUGCCAGCAAAGUUGAGGAAACUACACAGAAAAUUCAUGCAAGUGGUUCUUUCAGUUUCCAUGACCGGAGUCUCCAUUCAGAUAGUAAAGCAGAUUGCAACACCUGUGUAGAAGUAGAGGACAGAAAAGUUUCCAGGCACCCCAUGAAUUGUGAAAGAGAACAGCUAAGGGGUAAUCAGGAAGCAACAGCAGCUCCUGACACAAUGGCACAGCCUUACGCCUCUGCCCAGUUUGCCCCCCCUCAGAAUGGUAUCCCAGCAGAGUACACGGCUCCUCAUCCCCAUCCCGCUCCAGAGUACACAGGCCAGACGACAGUCCCAGAGCACACGUUAAACAUGUACCCUCCUGCGCAGACACACUCUGAACAAAGUGCCACCGACACAAGCGCUCAGACCGUCUCUGGCACAGCCACACAGACAGACGAUGCAGCACAGACUGAUGGUCAGCCCCAGACACAAUCUUCUGAAAACACAGAAAACAAAUCACAGCCAAAGCGGCUUCACGUCUCAAAUAUUCCCUUCAGAUUCCGGGAUCCAGACCUCAGACAAAUGUUUGGUCAAUUUGGUAAAAUCUUAGAUGUUGAAAUUAUUUUUAAUGAGCGGGGCUCAAAGGGAUUUGGUUUCGUAACUUUCGAAAAUAGUGCCGAUGCGGACAGGGCGAGGGAGAAAUUACACGGCACCGUGGUAGAGGGCCGUAAAAUCGAGGUGAAUAAUGCUACAGCACGUGUAAUGACAAACAAAAAGACAGUCAACCCUUAUACAAAUGGCUGGAAAUUGAAUCCAGUUGUGGGUGCCGUUUAUAGUCCAGAAUUCUAUGCAGGCACGGUGCUGUUGUGCCAGGCAAACCAAGAAGGAUCUUCCGUGUACAGUGCCCCCAGUUCACUAGUAUACACUUCCACAAUGCCCGGCUUCCCUUAUCCGGCUGCAACCGCUGCCGCUGCCUACAGAGGAGCCCACCUCAGAGGCCGUGGUCGCGCAGUCUACAAUACGUUUCGGGCAGCCGCUCCUCCUCCCCCGAUCCCAGCCUAUGGCGGUGUUGUGUACCAGGAUGGAUUUUAUGGUGCAGACAUUUAUGGUGGUUAUGCAGCCUACAGGUAUGCCCAACCUGCCACUGCCACUGCAGCUGCCUACAGUGACAGAAAUCAAUUCGUCUUCGUUGCAGCAGAUGAAAUUUCUUGUAACACCUCUGCAGUUACGGACGAGUUUAUGCUGCCGACCCCUACCACCACACACUUGCUCCAGCCCCCACCUACGGCGUUGGUGCCAUGAAUGCUUUUGCACCCUUGACUGAUGCCAAGACUAGGAGCCAUGCUGAUGAUGUGGGUCUCGUUCUUUCUUCAUUACAGGCUAGUAUAUACCGAGGGGGAUACAGCCGUUUUGCUCCAUACUAAAUGACAAAACCAUAAAAACCUUCCAAUGUGGGGAAAAAGGAAGCUUUCCGAGGCCCGGGUAUUGCAAUACAUGCAGUAGUGCAUCAUUUUAGCGACUCUAAAGAGAGGAGAAAUUACAUUUUUUAUCUUAUACCUCAGAUAUUUUGUUCUGUGUAUUUUAAUAUUGUGGGUCUUUAAUUUCUGAAGGUUAUGUAGUUCGAUUGUUGGCUGUAGACGUUUUUGUGGUUGAUCUAGAAAGCUGCUAGAUAUGAAUAAAAACUGUUUUAGGGCCACAAUCAAGAGUGCUAUAUCAUGUAAAUGAAUUAUAUAUGCUGAAUAUUAAGCUAUUGGGGUUAUCACAUGUUUUGUAAGAGUGUAAGUGACUAUAGUAGUCAUUUUUUCUGCAUCUACAUCGAUUUGCGUUUAUGAGAGGGGAGGGGCGGGAGGGACCUGGGGGUACGGGAAUGGGGUUUGGCUAAAAACUAUGAAUUAAUACAUCGAUGAAGCUAAAACGGGCCCCACUGCACCAACUAUCAUGUAUCAACUGUCGUAAAUUACUCACUGUUUGUUCAAAGCCAAAGGUUAUGUUGUUAGGAGGGGGUGCUUCUUGUGACACUUGUACAUACGAUCUGAUGGAAGCUGUCCAAGCCCACCCUUUUAAGGCAUUCCACCAGGCAGUAUUCAGCUAUUUAACCGUAACUAGUUAUUUAGGCAACAAAAAAAAAAAAAAGAAAAAAAAAACCCUGCUAGUUAGGCCAUUAACAAACAUUCUUUUUAUAUUUCUUCCAGUAUAAUAAAUUAUUGAUAUCAUUGCUGACUUUUAUAUUAUGGGAGGGAAAACAUUAAUAAAAGGUGAUAAAAGCACUGUUUCUAUUUUUUUCUUUUUUUCCAAAAAAGAAAGUAAUAAAAACUUAAAUUCUUUGUACCAGUUAAAAGAAAAUGUAUAAAAUUUACACAUCUGUGCAGUGGAGUUGUUAAGUUCUAGAAAUACACAGCCUAUGAUGCUUUAGAUUUAGCCCAGUAGAACAACUGUUAGAGACAGACGUAUCAUUUUUAUGGAAUUACAUGAUAAUCAUAAUCAGAUUUAUAUAAGCAUUUUACAAGUAUUGCAACCAUUGGGUAGGUAAUCAUGGUAUUUUCAUCAGCUUGGUACUUUUUGAAACAUGAACCGUGUUGUGUAAACAAUCUGCAAUUUUUCAAUCCGUGACGGCCUGCCCCUCCUCACCCCUCACGCUCCCCCCACCCACCCCCAUUCAUUUUCCAACCAGGAAUUUUUAGUUAACUCAUCGGGCCCAGGACAACUUUCUGCCUGGAGCCAAAGAAGGCCCUCCUCCUUGCAAAACAAUGAAUGUGAAUGUCAUAUUAUCUGGGCACUGGGAAGCUCACACAUCCAACUGAUGGAAGGUGCCUCUCUGGCAGAUUCAGGCGCAGUUGAAAAAUUGCAAUUUGUCUGUGCAUAUGUUUGGACUCUUUCCAUGUUGUCCUGUUUACAAGUUAACCUAAGUUGGGGUGUUUGUCACGGGUCUUCCUGUUUUUGUAUUUAAAUAAGUAAAGCAGGAAACUGCCCUGGUCACAGUUUUCCUGCAGAUAGUUAUAUCCUCAUGUGUAACGGGCACGCCCCAUGGCGUGCCCUUUAGUAAGUUAUCAACUCACCGCUGUGAACCUGCCAACUUGCUAUAACAACUCUGCUUUAAAAACAAAGUGUUUGUGAUCCGGCUUCCUCUUUGUCAUCGUAUGUGCAUGCAAUAUGAUCAGUUGGACAAUAACCAUCAAUAAAGUUUCACAAGAUUUGAAAA